Molecule: messenger RNA, 1278 nt
Organism: Dovyalis caffra
Lineage: Eukaryota; Viridiplantae; Streptophyta; Magnoliopsida; Malpighiales; Salicaceae
Source: the annotation of a GenBank genome assembly
AUGCAACAACAGAGGCUUAAACAGCAACAACAGGCACUGAUGCAACAAGCUCUUCUUCAGCAACAGUCUCUUUACCAUCCUGGCCUCCUCGCUCCUCCUCAGAUUGAGCCAAUUCCAAGUGGAAAUCUGCCUCCUGGUUUUGAUCCAAGUACUUGCCGCAGUGUGUACGUGGGAAACAUCCACACUCAGGUAACUGAACCCCUCCUCCAAGAGGUUUUUGCGAGUACUGGUCCUGUUGAAGGAUGCAAGCUUAUCAGAAAAGAAAAGUCAUCUUAUGGAUUUAUUCACUACUUCGAUCGUCGAGGAGCUGCUCUUGCAAUAUUAUCUCUUAACGGAAGGCAUCUAUUUGGGCAGCCUAUUAAAGUUAACUGGGCAUAUGCUAGUGGUCAGAGGGAAGACACAUCAGGUCACUUCAACGUUUUUGUUGGAGAUCUUAGUCCUGAGGUUACUGAUGCAACAUUAUAUGCCUGCUUUUCUGUUUAUCCCAGUUGUUCAGAUGCGAGGGUUAUGUGGGAUCAGAAGACUGGGCGUUCAAGAGGGUUUGGGUUUGUUUCCUUCCGAAAUCAACAGGAUGCCCAGAGUGCGAUAAAUGACCUAACAGGAAAGUGGCUUGGCAGUAGACAGAUUCGGUGCAACUGGGCUACUAAAGGUGCUGCUUCCAAUGAAGACAAACAAAGCUCUGAUUCAAAAAGUGUGGUGGAACUAACAAAUGGCACUUCAGAGGAUGGAAAGGAGGCAACAAAUAAUGAGGCUCCUGAAAACAAUCCUCAAUAUACUACUGUUUAUGUGGGCAAUCUUGCUCCAGAGGCAAGAAACUUUUCUCAUCAUCUGCAUGUAACUCAGCUCGAUCUCCAUCGCCAUUUCCAUGCUCUUGGUGCUGGAGUUAUUGAAGAGGUCCGUGUUCAGAGAGACAAAGGUUUUGGUUUUGUGAGGUUCAGUACUCAUGCUGAGGCAGCUCUAGCUAUUCAGAUGGGAAACACCCAGUCACUUCUAAUUGGAAAACAAAUAAAGCAAGCCCACUCCGCCAGGUACAAGCUCAAACCCACUCCCCCACCUGCUGCUGCCCCUUUACCUGGGCUCUCAGCUACCGAUAUCUUGGCAUAUGAGAGGCAGCUAUCAAUGAGCAAGAUGGGUGGUGUCCAUGCCUUGAUGCAUCACCAAGGGCAGCUUCCUCUAAAACAAGCAGCAAUGGGAAUGGGUGCUGGAGCAAGCCAGGCAAUAUAUGAUGGUGGUUUCCAGAAUGUUGCCGCUGCCCAGCAACUCAUGUACUAUCAGUAA